Dromaius novaehollandiae (emu) is the source of this 1453-nucleotide messenger RNA. It is a transcript of the gene HS3ST4, whose product is annotated as heparan sulfate-glucosamine 3-sulfotransferase 4. Bases 133 to 1368 code for a protein of 411 amino acids. The transcript has 2 exons. Gene Ontology annotation, molecular function: [heparan sulfate]-glucosamine 3-sulfotransferase activity. NCBI's taxonomy places the organism in Eukaryota, Metazoa, Chordata, Aves, Casuariiformes, Dromaiidae. The record is from RefSeq and is a predicted model, not a curated record.
GUGCCAUGCGGGGCGCCCCCCCGGCGGCGGCGGCGGCGGGGGAGGGCGGCGGCGCCCCAUGCCGCUGGGGCGGCCGGGCGGCGGCUGACACCAUGUGCGCCCGGCGCGCGGGGCGAGCAGCGGGCAGCAGCCAUGGCCCCCCCCGGGCCGCCGGGGGCGCCGGGCGGGCGCGGCUCUAGGGCGCCGGCGGCUCGGAAGCUGCUCUGCGUGUGCAGCCUCUCGCUCUGCCUCACCUACCUGUGCUACAGCCUCAUGGCCGGCCCCGGCCCCGGCCCCGCCGCCCUGCGCUCGCCGCCCGCGGCCGCCCCCGGCGCCCCCCGCUCGCCGGCCCCCGCCGCGCCGCGCCCCGCGCCCGGCCCGCCCAGCACCGCCGCCGCCGCCGCGCCGCGGGCCGCCAACGGCAGCCGGGGGGCGGCGGCGGGCGCCUGGCCGCGGGCGCCGCUGGCCCCCGGGGAGGCGAUCGCGGCGCCGAGCGCGGCCUUCGAGCGGGACCCGCCGGAGUCGAGCACCACGGACGAGGAGCUGAGCCGCGGCGGCGGCGCGGGCGGGCGCGGCACCACCACGCCGGACUACGGCGAGAAGCGGCUGCCGCAGGCGCUCAUCGUCGGCGUGAAGAAGGGGGGGACGCGGGCGCUGCUGGAGGCCAUCCGGGCGCACCCCGACGUGCGCGCCGUGGGCACCGAGCCCCACUUCUUCGACAGGAACUACGAGAAGGGGCUGGAGUGGUACCGGAGCGUGAUGCCCAAGACCCUGGAGGGGCAGAUCACCAUGGAGAAGACCCCCAGCUACUUCGUGACCAACGAGGCGCCCAAGCGCAUCCACUCCAUGUCCCGGGACACCAAGCUGAUCGUGGUGGUGAGGAACCCGGUCACCCGGGCCAUCUCGGACUACACGCAGACGCUCUCCAAGAAGCCGGAGAUCCCCACCUUCGAGGUGCUCGCCUUCAAGAACCGGACCCUGGGGCUGAUCGAUGCCUCCUGGAGCGCCAUCCGCAUCGGGAUCUACGCCCUGCACCUGGAGAACUGGCUCCAGUACUUCCCCCUCUCCCAGAUCCUGUUCGUCAGUGGCGAGAGGCUCAUCACUGACCCGGCUGGGGAGAUGGCCAAGGUCCAGGACUUCUUAGGCCUCAAGAGGAUUGUGACAGAGAAACAUUUUUAUUUUAAUAAAACCAAGGGGUUCCCCUGUCUAAAGAAGCCGGAGGACAGCAGUGCUCCCCGGUGCUUGGGCAAGUCCAAGGGUCGAACUCACCCCAAAAUAGACCCCGAUGUCAUCCACAGACUGCGGAAGUUUUACAAACCUUUCAAUGUUAUGUUUUACCAAAUGACAGGGCAAGAUUUUGAGUGGGAGCAGGAAGAAAGCGAUAAGUAGAACCAAGAAAUGAGGAAAAAAGCUCUUUUCUUUUGAGAUGCGGAUCAUCGUUAGAGACACGAAACUCGCACGGGGCUGCAGUCUC